Molecule: messenger RNA, 1902 nt
Organism: Penicillium atrosanguineum
Lineage: Eukaryota; Fungi; Ascomycota; Eurotiomycetes; Eurotiales; Aspergillaceae
Product: fungal specific transcription factor domain-containing protein
Exons: 8
Coding region: 1-1902 (633 amino acids)
Source: RefSeq, a predicted model, not a curated record
AUGCUUACUGCGUUUUCAGUCGAUCUACAAAGACUCGGUGUGAUGGACAACAGCCUUGCAGACCCUGCUCCAGCAAAGACCGGGAUUGUUCUUAUCGGCCCAGUCGCCGGGGCGGUCCCCGAAGAGGCAUUCGGUAUGCCGAAGCACAGCGAUCCCGUUCUGAUCAUCAAGGUCCACCCGCUCCAUGUUCUCCAUCCUUUCUUGGAUGAUAUGAUCGGCCUGGUCUCUCCUUUUGCGGGCGUCCACAAUCUUGAUCUUACACCAGAGUCUCUAUCAGACGCAAAUGAAUCUACUCAACAUUGGGGUCAGCUUACGCCUAGUACAGAUGGCCCAUUUGCAUCUGCAUCAAUUUCUGAUUCGGAUAAUUUUGCUGUUCGAGCUUAUCUAUGCGAAGACGACAUUGUCAAUGCCUACUAUAUUUACAUUCACCCAUAUAUUCCAUUACUACCAGCUUCAGAUAUGCCACCGCGUGAAGAUUGCCAUAGCCCGACUCGACUCCCAAAUGAAGCCACGGAACCAAGCAGAGCCGACCUGCCCUACUGGCCAAAAUCAUCUCUGGGUCUCGCGCUGUCAGCAUUACUUGUCAUGAUUCCUCUUUCGAAAGACCCUUCUUCAAUCUCAGAUAUGGGCAUCUUUGUCCGAAGAUCUUAUGCACAGCUUUUUGCCCAGGCCGCACUAGCAUGUGUGGAAAGAGAUACCGAUGACCUGGGCCCAGGACUGAAUUUUGCUACUCCUGGUGCUGGAAUGACCCAAGACAAAUCUUCUCUGCAUUCACAAGUGCCCGCUCAACUCGAACAAACAUUAGCUCUUGUGGUGCUUUCCAUAUAUGAGUACUGCCAGCGAGGCAAUGUGUCGCGAAUGCGUGCUCGGAUCAACCAGGCCAUCACCACAGCCAUGGAUAUUUCACUUCAUAACCUAGGGUCCUCACAAACAGCGCACUCAGAGGCCCAAAGACGGACGUGGUGGAUCACGAUGUUUGUGGCCUACCUCUCAUCAAAUCUCCAUCUUGCACCACCAGUCAUCACUUUAGAUGAUCCACGCAUUACGACUCCUUUCCCACAAUUCGAUGUGGAAUUAGAGCCUUGGGGGUUCUUGAUGCAAGCCCAGAGAAACCUCUUUGCGUCAAACCAGAUGAUCAACAGCAUCGAGCGUAUGGAUGACACAGCUCAACCAGAUCGCAGCGACCAAAUCAAGAGCCUUGACUUCCAGAUUCUGUCUCUCAUGACCGAAUCAGAUCGCAGUCUCCGAGUAACAUUCGGCGAACAAGGCGAAGCAUCAAUAGCAGAGAACAUGUGGAGACUUGGUAGGAUUAUCAUUUUUACCGCUCGAACUCGCCUUCACCGUUUCAGAGCAUUCAUGAACAUUCCCCUCUUCUUGGAUAAAUACUGCCACCUUCCCUCAAUAAACAGCAACGGCCUCUCCGAACCUUCACCGACCUGGGUUGCAGAUCGUGAAUCCUCAUUCCCAUUUACUGAACAGGAAUCCUCCAACAUCUGCCUUAAAGCAUCUCUGGUGGUUGCAACAGCUUUUCGCAAUUUACCAUAUCCAAAUCUCAAGGGAGAAUCUUGCGAUGGAGGAAGAUCAAUGCGCAGAUUUCCCCAUACUAUUCCAUUCUUUGCUUGUUGCGCAAUGCAAAGUUGCUAUACUCUCUUGAUGCUCCUUCAUAAAGUGCGUGCGUGUCUAGCGACGGAUCGUCUGGCAACCUGCUAUCACCUCUUGAACAAACCCGAGCUUGCGACCGAGACAUCUGAUGUGGAGCGAUUGACAGAGGAGCUUCGACACGGAGUGGAAUCGCUUGGAGGAUCGAUGAAAGCAGAUAUUAUCUUCGAGGGUGUCGGAAGUAUGGGACGGGAGAUUGAACAUGCCUAUCUGGCUGCUUUCCCAGAAGGUACGGAAUUCUAA